Molecule: messenger RNA, 2162 nt
Organism: Synchiropus splendidus (mandarinfish)
Lineage: Eukaryota; Metazoa; Chordata; Actinopteri; Syngnathiformes; Callionymidae
Gene: alg3
Product: ALG3 alpha-1,3- mannosyltransferase
Exons: 9
Coding region: 468-1814 (448 amino acids)
Cellular component (GO): endoplasmic reticulum
Molecular function (GO): dol-P-Man:Man(5)GlcNAc(2)-PP-Dol alpha-1,3-mannosyltransferase activity
Source: RefSeq, a predicted model, not a curated record
UUAUUUAUCAUUACUUUACCUGUCGGAUGAACGUCCUGAAGGUGCUGUCAGGUUUAGGUGACAGAGAUGUUACCCAGAUGAAGAUGGUCCUUAGUUGCCGAACGAGUUAAACAAAGUCAUGUUUUAAUAUGCCCGCACAUUUUGCUAAAUUCUAUCAACAUAGCAACUAACAAGUAAUAUUGAAGUAUUCCUUAAUACAACCGAGCAGCGUUUUUGUUUUUUGUUUUUUUUACGACACACGGGGCAGUUUUACGGCACAUUCUUAGCCGUAUAACAGAUUGAGAUUAUUUUUUUCAAACAAAAUCAGUGGGUGCAAUAAGUGUAUGUUGGUCUUUAAAAGACAAGGAGGGAGGACAACUGUUUCACUCGAAAAUGUGUAUAUUAUCAUACACUCUCUCUUCAAGUAACAUCCUUGGACGGUCUAGUCACGUGGUUGGAACGACGACAGGAACGCUGUAAAGUGGCGCAUGUCAGUUGCACGUCUCGACGUCAGCGAGAUGGCCGGUGGAGUGGCAGCACGGAGAAAGCCGAGUGCUGCUUCCCCGUCCCCUCUGUGGGGGACACUGCACUCACUCUGGCAGGAGAAGCACUUGGUGCUGUUCAAGCCAGAGUACACGCUGCUGGUCGUCUCUCUGCUGUGGCUGUUGGAGAUUGGGAUCAAUGUGUGGGUCGUGCAGAAAGUUGCAUACACGGAAAUUGACUGGAAGGCCUACAUGGAUGAGGUGGAGGGAGUCAUCAAUGGAACUUAUGACUACACGCAGCUUAAAGGAGACACUGGCCCACUUGUGUAUCCAGCUGGCUUCGUGUACAUCUUCACGGCUCUCUACUACAUGACCAGCUCCGGUGUAAACAUCCGCCUGGGUCAAUACAUUUUCGCAGCGUUCUACCUCAUCACCCUGCUGCUGGUGUUCCGCAUCUACUACCGUACGAAGAAGGUCCCCCCUUAUGUCUUCUUCUUCAUGUGUUGUGCCUCCUAUCGGAUCCACUCCAUCUACGUGCUGCGCCUCUUCAAUGAUCCGGUGGCAAUGAUGCUGUUGUUUGCUGCCGUCAACCUCUUCAUGGAUGGCCGCUGGACGAUGGGCUGUGCUGUUUACAGUUUAGCAGUGUCUGUAAAAAUGAACGUCCUCCUGUUCGCACCGGGGCUGCUGUUCCUGCUCCUGUCUGAGUUCGGAUUAGCCCGGACGAUCCCAAAACUCUCUCUGUGUGCAGGCAUACAGCUUGUCUUGGGUCUCCCCUUCCUCUUGGAGAAUCCGGUGGGUUACGUGAGCCGGGCCUUCGACCUCGGGCGGCAGUUCAUGUUCAAGUGGACGGUCAACUGGCGCUUCCUUCCCGAAUGGCUCUUCUUGAAUCGAUACUUCCACUUACUUCUCCUGGCAGCUCACCUGCUCACUUUGCUGCUGUUCGCCCUCAGAUGCUGGAAAAGGUCAUGUGAUGGCACCCUUGACCUGCUCAAGAAUCCCACAAAAAGGAAGGUCCCCCCCCAGAAAAGUACUGUCGAUGAGAUUGUCCUGGUCUUGUUUACGUCUAACUUCAUUGGCAUGUGCUUCAGUCGUUCGCUGCACUACCAGUUCUACGUUUGGUACUUCCACACUCUUCCCUUCCUGCUGUGGAGCGGAGGUGUGAAGAAGCUGGGCCAUCUGCUGCGGGUGUUGAUCCUAGGCCUCAUCGAGCUCUCGUGGAACACCUACCCUUCAACAUGCAGCAGCUCGGCCGCCCUCCACGCCUGCCACUUCAUCCUCCUCCUCUCCCUCUGGUUAGCGCCGCAACCUCCCGCAACAAAAGGGAGCACCACAGCCAAGGACAAAGGUCAAUGAGCUCCAGUCAGGUGGGACUAUCUGAACUGAAGAGCCGUGCCGAAGGUGCAUCGGUUCAGCUCAAAGUGGAGGAGGUCUGAGCUCAAAAGACUCGGAGACUUGUGACAGGAAAGAAUGUUAAGAGGUUGUUACAGAAGCUUUAUUUCUCACGGGACACUCGAACCACUGCAGAGAAGAGUUGUUGCAUUCUGGAUUUUUCAUAAAAAGACAAUCAUGGUUGUAUUGUCAUGUGACUUGUUUGUGUGACGGUAAUUUUCCAAAUCACAAGUACAUUGAUGUCAAUAGUCGACUGAAACAGUUUUAUAUUAAAAAGUGUUAUAAUUUUACAAUCUUUGGGGUCAUUUUUCA